This is a messenger RNA of Acyrthosiphon pisum (pea aphid), 1376 nucleotides long. RefSeq names its product lipase member H. Gene Ontology annotation, molecular function: serine hydrolase activity; lipase activity. The record is from RefSeq and is a predicted model, not a curated record. Bases 240 to 1217 code for a protein of 325 amino acids. Lineage: Eukaryota; Metazoa; Arthropoda; Insecta; Hemiptera; Aphididae. Gene Ontology annotation, biological process: lipid catabolic process. The transcript is spliced from 8 exons.
UUGGCUCUUUUUAAUUUUUAUCUAAGAGUACUAAGUACCUACCUAAAAAAGAAGUUUCAUGUGUGGCUAUAGCCCUAUAAGCCACACCCGUGCGCACGCCUAUGCUUACAUAGCUACUAUUAAAAACUGGAACUGGCAGUGCCGCAAGUGGCCCGCAACUACCGCAGGUGCAGGCAGUGCAAGGCACCAGCUGAUGGCCCUCGCAAAAAAGUCUUAAAAAAUAUGAAGUAACGGAAGAAAUGACCGAAGAACGAGUCGACGAAGACAUUAAGUGGAUGUUGUUACCAAACGGACGAGGCGACCCACAAUUGGCUAUAAUAUCAGGCUUGGAAAAAAAUAGUGCAGCAGAACCAUUAGUCGAAAAUAUAAAAUUUUAUUUAUAUACAAGGGACAAUCCAACGAGAGCUGAAAUGCAAACUAUGGACAAAAACUGUUUGCCGAUAUUUAAAUACUUCCGUUCUCAGAGAAAAACGAAAGUAUUAGUUCAUGGUUUUGGCGAUAGCGCUGAGGAUUCUCUUAUGUUUCCAUUACUUAGAGAUGCAUUUUUGAACUACAACGAUUAUAAUAUAUUCACUGUUGAUUGGUCGGAACUGGCUGCUGUUCCUUGGUAUAAUUCUGCUGCAAAAAAUACUAAACACGUAUCAAAACAUUUGGCUUCUUUCAUAGACCAUUUAACAUCAUCUACUGAUGCUCGUACAGAUGAUUUUCAUUUGAUUGGAUUUUCAUUAGGAGCACAUGUUGUUGGUCUUACAAAUAACGAAUUAAAAUCUGGAAAAGUUAAACAUAUUACUGGGCUGGAUCCCGCGGAGGUACUGUUUUCUUCGUCAAGCCCUGAAGAACGGCUUGAUUAUAGCCAAGCAAAACUAGUCGAAGUCGUACACACGUCAGGAGGAUUUCUCGGAUUUAAAAAACGACUUGGGCAUAGGGAUUUUUAUCCCAAUGGUGGUGCCUGGCCUCAACCUGGUUGUAAAAUUGAUUAUGCUGCGGUAUGUAGUCAUCGCAGAGCGUACUAUUAUUAUGCAGAAGCAAUAACUAAAAGUGAAGGAUUUAUUGCUGUUCCGUGUCCUUCUUAUGAGGAUUAUACAUCAGGAGCUUGUUCAAAUAAUACAGAUCUAUCAGUACAAUUAGGGAAAGCACCUUUUGAUAAAUCAAAAGAAGGAAACUAUUAUUUAAUUACAAACUCAGAUUCUCCUUACGGUAAAGUAAGUAAACACUAGACAUACAAGUAGAUAAUCGUUGAUUAUAUUGCAUGUUGCUCGUUGCCAUAUUAUGACCAUAAAGUAUAAAACAUUGAGGCAACACAAAUUUAAAUAUUUUAUUUACACAAUUAAUAAUUUAUGUAAUUUAAAUAAAUAAUGUACCUACCUACUGUAAUA